CCCAAAAUUAUAAACCCUACAACCCUUCCUCAAAUCUCACACAACAUCAGACCCUAUUUUCCCUAACCAUCAACAGUGCAACCCCCUCUCAUUUUCUUCUUCACCUACCAAUACACAUAUACAACAUAUCUCAAACAAAAGAACAGAGACAGACCAAGAAAAGAAAAUCGGAAUCUCCUCUCAAAAAGAAAAACCCAUCGGCAGACCAUUCCCCCAUCUCCCCUCACACUCGUCUCUCACCACCUUACACACACGCACACAAAAGCAUUUAGAAACCAAAAAAAAGCAUUUAGCAACAAAAAAAAAACAAGAAUAAAUUGGAAGUUCUGAAAGAUUUUGAAGCUGAAAUGACAGAAGAGGUUUCAAAACUAGAAGAAAAUCGGGGGAACAGGGAGUUUCGAAGACUUUGCUGAUUUUCGCUGCUUCAUCUCUCCAAUUAUGGGUUUUCGAGUUUUGAUUUUGAUUUUAGAAGUUGAAGAUGCGUUUGUUGUUUCUACUUUCGCUGAGCUCCAGCUUUCCCUUCGCCUUUAUUUGGUUAUUCAGGUUUAUCUCUACUGCUGUUUAGAGGAUGAGCACUAUUGAAAAUGAACAUUUCAAAGUUGUAGAGGAAAUCCUGAUAGGACUCCAUAUAUGGUGGAAUGAACUGGGGGAAGUCAGCAGAGGUGCUGCGAUAAAAGCUUUAGGCGGGCUCAUUGGUCUCUUGAAGAUUAAACCAAGGUUGGACAUAAUUGAAGCUUUGACACCAUUUUGGGACCCGGCACACAAUGUGUUCCAUUUCUCUGAUUUUGAGUUAACCCCUACAUUUGAAGAGAUAGCCGGCUAUGUUGGCCUUAACGGGAAUCUCAGGAGCCGAUACCUAGUGGCACCAAGAGCUGUAACUCCUCACAAGUUUCUGGAUCUUCUGAGUAUUAGUCGGGAAGUCAAAGAUGGAAAUUUGGCUGAAGGAUUUUGCACAUUCUACUUCCUAUACCGCCGUUAUGGGGACCCCCACAAUUUUGAGGCUUUGAAUACCGGUUUAAGUCAUCAAGGUAAUAAAGGCAAAUGGGAAGCACGUCGGGGACUGGCCUUCGUAGUGGCAUUCUUAGGCACUCUAAUAUGCCCAAGGAGUGAUGGACAUAUAGAGUUGGGGCUCGUAGGAAUAGAUGACUUCAUGAUCAAAAAGGCUAAUGGCACUAUUAUACCAAUGAUCCUAGUAGAAAUUUAUCGAGCUUUAACUGUUUGCCAAGUAGGGAGAAAAUUUUUUGAGGGUUACAACAUGCUUUUACAACUUUGGAUGGAAGAACACCUUUGCCAUCGUCCGGGGUACAUGAACUAUGUUAUGACUGGUCUUAACUGCAUUGAAGAACAUGAAAAACGGGUGGAUGGUCAUGAGUUUCAAGAAGGUACGGAGGCAUGGUUUGCACAUUUGAAUUCCUUGACAACAAGCAAAUUGAGUGGACAUUCGGUUGGAUCCCGGUCAACGAAUUUAUCUAUAUGUCGGCCGGAGUGUACUUUCUUUUAUUAAUGGGCCUUCAGAGUAUUCAGUCGUAUGCUCCACACAGAGUUCUGCGCCAGCUAGGCAGGUACCAAACUAUCCCUCAUGAUGAAAAUUUGAGUCGACAAGUCAUUGAACUAGGUCCAAAAGCUGCAUUCCCGGAAGAAAAGGUUUGCCAAAUUUAGUAUCAAUGUAGGUUUCUGGAGCCAUAGACUCGAGUACGGGAUUUGUCCAAGGGUGAGGUAGAGCCUAGCUACACGGCCUGGUAUGGUAAAAGGGUUCAAGUACAUCAAGAGCCUAAGCAGCCUGCCAAAAGGCCCCACGUACAACAGUUCACUGAUGCGGAACAAGAACAAUGGGAUUGGUUAGUAAAGGAGAAAAGCUACAAGGUUACAAUAAGCAAAUUAGAAGGGUAAAUCAGAGAUCAUAAAUUUGAUAGUAGUGUGCAGGCUGCUACUGAUGAAGGAGAGAAGAAAAAGUUGGCCCAAAAAAAUGAAGUCCUCCGAGCACAGAUUCAAAGGAUGAAGAUAGCUGCUGAAAACCCAGGAAAGAGCCAAACAGAUGAAAAACUUAUAAACGGUCGCAGGAGGAAAGUAUGUGAGUAUGGGACUGAUUUGGAAAAAUACAAAGGUAAAUUGGCAAGAGCCCGAGCAAAGAUGGUGAAGAACGCAGAAGGACGGGCAUGGUUUGUUCAACAAUUAAAAGAAAAAUAUGAUAGAGAGGUCGCAAAUCUAAAGAAAAAGCUAACUACUCUCGAGAAUGAAAUGGCUAAACAGACAAAGAACUUCAAGGCAGAGCGAGAACAUUAUUAUGCAUUGAUGUCUCGACUAGAAGAGGACAUGCAACAGUUGCAGGAGCAAAGCCAUAAUGACACCCAAGUUCUGAAAGCUAGGUCUCAAUAAAUUGGACGCCUGCUCCAAGAGAAAGGCAUCAUUAAAGAAAGGGUUAGAGAAAUUGAUGAUUAUAUCGUCAUGAAAUGCCAUGAGUACGAGGAUAUGACUAGAUCCACUUUCUUCGUUGCAGUGAUGACCUUCGUUCGCCAGAUAAUGGAUGACCUGGAUCGCCUCCAAGGAGAUCUUGCACGUAGGCGCGCAUCGAGACCGACUGAUGCCCCCCUGGAGUAGUUUUGAAGGCACUUAUGUAUUCCUGAUUUUUCUUUUUGAGUUUGUAUUUCUAUUUUUUUAGAGUCUGUCAGUCUACUUUGAGUCUGUUUUCUUUGCUUUUUAGUUCUGAAGCCUGUAUGAUGGAGUUGUUGUAAUAGAGUAAAAU
Molecule: messenger RNA, 2743 nt
Organism: Nicotiana tabacum (common tobacco)
Lineage: Eukaryota; Viridiplantae; Streptophyta; Magnoliopsida; Solanales; Solanaceae
Source: RefSeq, a predicted model, not a curated record